Messenger RNA from Nomascus leucogenys (northern white-cheeked gibbon), 3614 nucleotides. It is a transcript of the gene ELF1, whose product is annotated as E74 like ETS transcription factor 1. The record is from RefSeq and is a predicted model, not a curated record. Gene Ontology annotation, cellular component: nucleus. Gene Ontology annotation, biological process: cell differentiation; regulation of transcription by RNA polymerase II. Gene Ontology annotation, molecular function: DNA-binding transcription factor activity, RNA polymerase II-specific; sequence-specific DNA binding. NCBI's taxonomy places the organism in Eukaryota, Metazoa, Chordata, Mammalia, Primates, Hylobatidae.
AGAAACACUUGGUUUCAUGUAUGACUCAUAAGCUGAAGCACAGACACCACUUCCCCAAUCUACAGGAGCCAUUUUAACAGCUAAAACUUGUCGGAUUGCUUUUUAUUUUCAAGCUCAAAAGACGAUAGAGAAAGAAUACUUGAAGGCCAAGAAGCUUGAGAGAAGAAAAAUUUCAGAAAAAAUUGUCUCAAUUUGACUAGAAUAUCAAUGAACCAGGAAAACUGAAGCACCCUCCCUAAAGAAAACUUGGGUAUAUAAUUACUCCACAGACAGAGCUGAGGGUUUUUUACCCAAAUCAGUCACUGGAUUUUGCUGCCUGAUACAUGAAUCUGUUUGGAGUUUUUCUCAUGUGGAUCUAAGGGGAAUGCUUUAUUAUGGCUGCUGUUGUCCAACAGAACGACCUAGUAUUUGAAUUUGCUAGUAACGUCAUGGAGGAUGAACGACAGCUUGGUGAUCCAGCUAUUUUUCCUGCCGUAAUUGUGGAACAUGUUCCUGGUGCUGAUAUUCUCAAUAGUUAUGCCGGUCUAGCCUGUGUGGAAGAGCCCAAUGACAUGAUUACUGAGAGUUCACUGGAUGUUGCUGAAGAAGAAAUCAUAGACGAUGAUGAUGAUGACAUCACCCUUACAGUUGAAGCUUCUUGUCAUGACGGGGAUGAAACAAUUGAAACUAUUGAGGCUGCUGAGGCACUCCUCAAUAUGGAUUCUCCUGGCUCUAUGCUGGAUGAAAAACGAAUAAAUAAUAAUAUAUUUAGUUCACCUGAAGAUGACAUGGUUGUUGCCCCAGUCACCCAUGUGUCCGUCACAUUAGAUGGGAUUCCUGAAGUGAUGGAAACACAGCAGGUGCAAGAAAAAUACACAGACUCACCGGGAGCCUCAUCACCAGAACAGCCUAAGAGGAAAAAAGGAAGAAAAACUAAACCACCACGACCAGAUUCCCCAGCCACUACGCCAAAUAUAUCUGUGAAGAAGAAAAACAAAGAUGGAAAGGGAAACACAAUUUAUCUUUGGGAGUUUUUACUGGCACUGCUCCAGGACAAGGCUACUUGUCCUAAAUACAUCAAGUGGACCCAGCGAGAGAAAGGCAUUUUUAAAUUGGUGGAUUCUAAAGCAGUGUCCAGGUUGUGGGGGAAGCACAAAAACAAACCUGAUAUGAAUUAUGAGACCAUGGGAAGAGCACUCAGGUACUAUUACCAAAGGGGUAUUCUGGCAAAAGUGGAAGGUCAGCGCUUGGUGUAUCAGUUUAAAGAAAUGCCAAAAGAUCUUAUAUAUAUAAAUGAUGAGGAUCCAAGUUCCAGCAUAGAGUCUUCAGAUCCAUCACUAUCUUCAUCAGCCACUUCAAAUAGGAAUCAAACCAGCCGGUCGAGAGUAUCUUCAAGUCCAGGGGUAAAAGGAGGAGCCACUACAGUUCUAAAACCAGGGAAUUCUAAAGCUGCAAAACCCAAAGAUCCUGUGGAAGUUGCACAACCAUCAGAAGUUUUGAGGACAGUGCAGCCCACGCAGUCUCCAUAUCCUACCCAGCUCUUCCGGACUGUUCAUGUAGUACAGCCAGUACAGGCUGUCCCAGAAGGAGAAGCAGCUAGAACCAGUGCCGUGCAGGAUGAAACAUUAAAUUCUUCUGUUCAGAGUAUUAGGACUAUACAGGCUCCAACCCAAGUUCCAGUGGUUGUGUCUCCUAGGAAUCAGCAGUUGCAUACAGUAACACUCCAAACAGUGCCACUCACAACAGUUAUAGCCAGCACAGAUCCAUCAGCAGGUACUGGAUCUCAGAAGUUUAUUUUACAAGCCAUUCCAUCAUCACAGCCCAUGACAGUACUGAAAGAAAAUGUCAUGCUGCAGUCACAAAAGGCGGGCUCUCCUCCUUCAAUUGUCUUGGGUCCUGCCCAGGUUCAGCAGGUCCUUACUAGCAAUGUUCAGACCAUUUGCAAUGGAACCGUCAGUGUGGCUUCCUCUCCAUCCUUCAGUGCUACUGCACCUAUGGUGACCUUUUCUCCUCGCAGUUCACAGCUGGUUGCUCACCCACCUGGCACUGUAAUCACUUCAGUUAUCAAAACUCAAGAAACAAAAACUCUUACACAGGAAGUAGAGAAAAAGGAAUCUGAAGAUCAUUUGAAAGAGAACACUGAGAAAACGGAGCAGCAGCCACAGCCUUAUGUGAUGGUAGUGUCCAGUUCCAAUGGAUUUACUUCUCAGGUAGCUAUGAAACAAAACGAACUGCUGGAACCCAACUCUUUUUAGUUAAUAUACCAAAGCUUAUGAAUAAUUGUUUGUUAAUUGAACAUUUUCAAUUAUAUGCAAACUGAUUGAUUCUAAGGUAAAUUCUAAGGAGGUUUCUAAUUUUGUAAUUGUUAAAAAUAGAGUUAAUUUUGACUUUGUUAGAUGAGGGAGGAAAACUCAACUCUUUCUCUUUGUUAUCUAAAUGUUUCAGAAUUCAAUCGUGAAGGAACAGGCAUUUUACACUAUGAAGACAUUCUUUUGAGAUUUUUUUUUUUCAGUUGCUAUAUCAUAAGCAUUUUUAAAGUUUCUUUUCUAAUUUUACAUUGUAUUAGAUUUUCUGAUUCUUUUGUAAAUACAGAACUUAAAUAGAAGGCAACAGGAAAUUUAUAUAGGAACGAUUUUCAUUCCACUUGUAUAAGUUAAGUCUUGACUCUUUCAAAUGCAAAAAACCUAUUUUAUGCUUUGUUAAAAUUAUGGUGUCACUUAGAUUGACUUUAGUUGGCUGCACUAUAUAAUACAGAACUAUGAAUAUGUAGAAUAACAUGAAAAAUUUGAGGUGCUGGUGGUAUGGCUGACCCUGUUUCAGAAGCAGGAUAGUAUAAAAGCAUCGGCCUAAGAAUGGCACUCCCACUAACUAGCUAUGUAAUCUUGACCUCUUUGGGCUUUAGUUCUUAUAAAAGGAAGAGAUGUAUUGGACUAGACUAGAUGAUCACCACUUUCUUUUCUAGUUCUAAUUUUUUAAAUUCUAAUAUGUAUAUUUUCAAGUUAUGUUAAUCAAAUCAUUAUCAGGUUAUUUCCUAAUGUAAGAAUAGCUAAAAUGUUGCAGAGAAAUAAGUGACCCAGCAAAAUUUAUUCAUCUAUUAUGGGCCAUAAAUUCUUCCUAAAUAAUUUGUUUACUAACUCUUUAGGCCACUGUGCUUUGCGGUCCGUUAGUAAACUUGUGUUGCUAAGUGCUAAACAGAAUACUGCUAUUUUGAGAGUCAAGACUCUUUCUUAAGGGCCAAGAAAGCAACUUGAGCCUUGGGCUAAUCUGGCUGAGUAGUCAGUUAUAAAAGCAUAAUUGCUUUAUAUUUUGGAUCUUUUUUAUUGGGGGUGGACUUGGGAGGGUUGCAUACAAAGAUAACAUAUAUAUCCAAGUUUCUGAAAUGAAAUGUUUUUAGAUUACUUUUUCAACUGUAAAUAAUGUACAUUUAAUGUCACAAGAAAAAAUGUCUUCUGCAAAUUUUCUAGUAUAACAGAAAUUUUUGUAGAUGAAAAAAAUCAUUAUGUUUAGAGGUCUAAUGUUAUGUUUUCAUAUUACAGAGUGAAUUUGUAUUUAAACAAAAAUUUAAAUUUUGGAAUCCUCUAAACAUUUUUGUAUCUUUAAUUGGUUUAUUAUUAAAUAAAUCAUAUAAAAAUUCU